This is a messenger RNA of Centruroides sculpturatus (bark scorpion), 1348 nucleotides long. RefSeq names its product rab GDP dissociation inhibitor beta-like. Gene Ontology annotation, molecular function: Rab GDP-dissociation inhibitor activity. The annotation marks the transcript as partial. The transcript has 6 exons. Gene Ontology annotation, biological process: small GTPase-mediated signal transduction; vesicle-mediated transport; protein transport. Gene Ontology annotation, cellular component: cytoplasm. The record is from RefSeq and is a predicted model, not a curated record. Lineage: Eukaryota; Metazoa; Arthropoda; Arachnida; Scorpiones; Buthidae.
AAGCUGUACAGUGACUCUCUGGCACGAUAUGGAAAAAGCCCAUAUUUGUAUCCACUUUAUGGUUUGGGAGAACUGCCACAAGGAUUUGCACGAUUGAGUGCUAUUUAUGGUGGUACGUACAUGUUGGAUAAACCUAUUGAUGAAAUUGUCCUGGAGGAUGGUAAAGUAGUUGGUGUACGUUCUGGAAAAGAGAUUGCAAAAUGCAAACAAGUAUAUUGUGACCCAUCCUAUGUUCCUGAUCGUUCAGAAAAAGUAGGACAAGUUGUUCGUUGUAUUUGUCUGAUGAAUCAUCCUAUUCCAAAUACUAAGGAUGCACUAUCUUGUCAAAUCAUCAUUCCACAGAAACAAGUAGGCCGAAAAUCAGAUAUCUAUGUUUCAUUAGUAUCUUACACUCAUCAAGUUGCAGCUAAAGGUUGGUUUGUAGCUAUGGUUAGUACUACAGUGGAAACCAAUAAUCCGGAGAAUGAGAUUAAGCCUGGACUUGAUGUAUUGGGACCAAUCAGACAAAAAUUUAUAUGGGUGAGUGAUGUUUAUAGACCAAAAGAUGAUGGCAGAGAAAGUCAGAUAUUUAUCUCUGAAUCUUACGAUGCCACUACUCAUUUUGAGACUACCUGUCUUGAUGUAUUGGAUAUCUUCCAUAGAGGUACUGGAGAAGAUUUUGAUUUCUCUAAAGUCAAGCAUAACUUGGGAGACGAACAAGAUUAGAAAUUUCAAAUAGCUCUUUCACGUCCCAUUUUGUCAUUAGAGAUAUCCUUUCUAUACAGUUCUCUUUAAACUGCUGUGAUGAUGAAGUUUCAGGAGAGUUUCCAGAAAUCAGCUUUAUAUGUUUUAUUUUUUAUUUUUAAUUGUCUUUUGAAAAAUUGGUGUAUGUAUACAUAUCUCGAAUGAGAAGGGAGCAAAUUGUCCAAUAGGGAAUAUUGUCCUAGGCUGUAAAAUCUUGUCUUUUCACACUGCAUUUGUUUCAACAGUUAAAUUGUAAAAAUAGUAAUAUGUGACCCUAUAAAUGUUACAAUAACCCAUCUGAUUUUUGCAAUGGUUAAUGUAAUCUUAAAAGGUCGACAUACGCUACAUCAUAUUAAGCCUGUGUAAAACAGUUAAAUGUAGUGAUAUAAAGCUCCGCACUGCAUCACAGCAACUAGCAACCAUUUAGAUGCCGUGAAAACAUGGGAAAUGUAUUGUAUUGAGUUUUCAAAGUCUGUUGGCUGAAAUUAACAUUCCUAACAGAAUGUGUUUCUAGUAAGAAUGCUUAUUAUUUUAUUGCAACUUUGAGAAAUGGACAUUUGAAUGUGGCUUUUACCUUAAAAUUGCCACAAUGGAACAACAAAAUUAAAUUGUAUGACUGCUUACA